AAUAAUUAUAAAUAUUCUGGAUAUUACUGAUCUUAAAUUCAAAUAAACUGCCAAAUCAAGCAUUAGACUUAGAUGAACUAUGGCAUUAUCUUUAAGCCGAAAUCCAAUGGAAAGUUAUGGCAAACAAUCUCCCACAAUUGAAAAUGGUCAUCAACUUCACAAGCGGAUAACCCAAGACUUGUAAAAGACAAGGAAAGAAUCUACGGCCUUUGAAAUCCACGAAAAACGGCUAUGCCUGCCUGCUGUACCUCCCCAUUCUCUUCAUCCGCGGAGACCCGGAGCCGCUUUUCACCCGUUUCUUUGGAACCUCAAACCCCAUCAUAAAUCAUUUUAUCAAAUCCGGUUAACCACAGUUAAAUCCAAAUAAUAAAAAAUUAAACCGUGAUUACCUAACUCACAUUCAUUAUAUCUAUCUCUAUAUAUGUCUAUGUUCACCCGAUACUUUUUGGUUGGCUUCAUUUAUUCCCUUCCCACCGAUCCUUUCUUCACAAGAACGCCCAUUUCUUCUUCUUAUUCUUUCUUAUGAUCUUAUGCUCAAAGGUGUCUCAGGAUGAGUUGUAAUGGCUGCAGAGUUCUCCGAAAAGGGUGCAGUGAAAACUGCAUGCUUAGACAAAGCUUGCAAUGUAUAGAUAACCCUCAAGCUCAAGCACACGCCACCGUUUUCGUCGCCAAGUUCUUUGGCCGCGCUGGCCUUAUGUCCUUCCUUUCCUCCGUGCCCCAGCCUCAGAGACCGGCUUUGUUUCAGUCACUUUUGUUUGAAGCAGUGGGGCGGGCCGUGAACCCCGUCAAUGGAGCCGUGGGGUUGCUGUGGUCAGGAAAUUGGAACGUCUGCCAAUCGGCGGUGCAAACUGUGCUUCGAGGCGGCACGUUGCAGCCUCUCCCCGAAUUUAGCUGCAGUGUUUCAGGGUCAGAUUUUGAGGAUGUUUCAGAAACGGUUGGUGAUGGUGGGCAGUGUUUUCGGACAAGAGAUGAAGAUUUUUUGAAAAGGAAGGGUUUUGGCGACGUGGUUAAAUAUAAAGUGACUGAUCUUGAUCUCUGCUUGAUGAUCGGUGAUAAUAGAGCGGUGAAGAAGAGGAGAGAAGCUACGCUGUCGGAGGAGUCGGAAACAACAACAGUGGGAAGCCGUUCUUCUGCUGAUGGCAUUAGUUCAAAGGGCGGCGAUCAAAAGAAGCUUUUGAGGCUGUUCAUCUGAGAAAAAUUUACUGCAUAUUUUUGUUUGUAAUUUUGAGGCAUAAGUUACUCUGGGAUAAGAUCUUUUCUUCUAGGCAUGAUGAAGUUCGAUGAGUUUUGGUAGAAUUUCCAAUUUUCCUUAUAAGAAAAAGUUUAUUCAUGAAUUAUUGUAGCAGUAGCCUCUAUUUUCCAUUUUCUUUUCAUUUUGGUCUUAUUGAAUCCCAGAGAGAGAAAGUGAAAUCAUUUUUGAUUGUAUCAAUCAAACUAUCCGAGCGUAUGAAUAUCAAAUGGGAAGUGUGGAUAGAAAGAAAUGGCAGAUGAGGGCUUAUAUUUGGUUGUAGGAGGCACUGUCAGCCAUAGAUUUUUCUUCUUGCUUUUGGUCUCUUUAUGAAACCAAUAGUCAUUUUCCUUUUCUUUUCUUCUCAAUUGUGAGUUGUGGUCCAUUGCAAUGCAUUUUGCAAAUCGAUUUGUUGCUGUUUCCCAGCAUCACAACGGUCCACAAACCAAAGAGAGGUCCCUGGGAUGUGGAACCUUCCCAUUUUUCUCUGUCAUUUUCCUUUUUAUUAAACUCCAAUGGCCGCCUGGGGACUGGACUAUAUUGCACUGGACUGGAGACACAAAUACAUUUCAUAUUUGCAAUUUCUUAGCCUCAUAGGAUAUAGAUUUAGCUACUCAAAAAGAGUUCUAGUCUUCAAAGCAAAAAAAAGGAAGCUAGGUAGAACAUAGACAAAGUAAUUAGUACAAUGCUUUUCUACUUUUCUUGCUUCCUUGAACAAAGAAUCAAUAUUUUUAAAUUUUUGGCUUCAGAAAA
Molecule: messenger RNA, 1981 nt
Organism: Durio zibethinus
Lineage: Eukaryota; Viridiplantae; Streptophyta; Magnoliopsida; Malvales; Malvaceae
Product: LOB domain-containing protein 38-like
Biological process (GO): regulation of gene expression
Source: RefSeq, a predicted model, not a curated record